This is a messenger RNA of Symbiodinium natans, 1383 nucleotides long. Lineage: Eukaryota; Dinophyceae; Suessiales; Symbiodiniaceae. The record is from the annotation of a GenBank genome assembly.
AUGUGGUUUGGCUUUGCCAGCGACCUGCAUCGAGUGCUGCACGAACAUGUCUACCGCUUUGUCUUAGAGCAAACGCAUGAAAUCUUGGUUCGUCUGAAAGGCCUGGCUGGCUGGCCCUCCCACAUCCUGCAGCUCUCUCAGGGCCGGGUCGUGCGCUUCGACCCUUUCGAGGGCAAAGAAGGCAGCAUCUUCAAGCAGAUGGUUGCGUGGCUGUCAGCGACGUGCGAGGAUUCCACAGCCCCACUGCGUGCCCCCGCCUGCCCGCGGCACGUGACUUCCGGGCCCACAGUCUCCAUUCAGGGGCUGUGCUUCCGCUACGGCGCCGGUUCUGACGUCCGCUUGGAGGACUUUUCUCUCCGCAGUUGUUCCAGGUGCGUCCUGGUCGGCCUGAACGGCACCGGGAAGUCCACCCUCCUGGCGCUGCUCGCGGGGCGACGCAUGGGCCUGGACCAUGGGGAGUCGGUGAAGAUCUUGGGCCUCCGGCCGUUUCAGGACCACGCCAAGUUAGACCGCGACGUCACCAUUCUCAGCAGCGAGUGGAAGAGACAGGUGGGCCAACUGGCUGCAUCAAGUGGGCUAACAUUUCGCGAGCUGGCCGAGAGCGAGGUCAAGGACCUCACGAGCCAGGGCUUCAACGCCGCCUUGCUGUCGGCGCGGCUCCUUCGGCUGAUGCAGAUGCUCCACAUCGACCCCACCAAGCCCUUCGGUCUCCUCUCGGAUGGCGCCCUCCGCCGUGCGCAGCUGGGCCUGAAGCUGCUGAAGCCGGUAUCGGUGCUGCUUAUCGAUGAGGUGACGGCGGAUUUGGAUGUGCUGGCCAGGGAUGCGCUACUACAGUUCCUGAAGGAAGACAGCGAGGAGGGCAGCACCAUCAUCUACUGCACGCACAUCAUGGAUGGCUUGGAAGGUUGGGCCACCCACUACCUCCACCUUCGACCGCUGGGUUUGCCAGGCCUCGGCAUGACGUCCGAAGGUUUAGUUGGCAACUCUGGCGCGCGCAGCGAUGCAGCGCUGUCUCAGCAGAUUCUUCACCUCCUCCGCGCGGACGAGGGCGCGCAAGCGCGGGCACGGGAGGAGCCCAAAUCUGCCAGCCCGGACCAGGCUGCCCUGGAGAAGGCUUCCAGAGCCUUGGGCAUUUUGAUCUCCCGGCCAUCUCCUCGUGGCCUUCGUGAAACGGGGCCAGCCAGUGGUCGACCGCGUCCUGGGCGGCAACCACACUCAAACACUUUGGAUGUGGUGUCUUCCUCCAGGGCAUCGGUAUCCUGGAGAACUGUGGGGGAGGGACUGCCCUCGUUUGCGCAGCUGUGGAGCUGGGGCAGAUCACACGUGGUGAUUUUUUUGUGUUCUAUGAGCCAAAGAGUUCCCUAUGUACGGUUGUCCCAUUAG